AUGAGUAUCCGGGAACAGAUUUCUGAAGUAUAGAAUAACAUUUCCGGUUUUUUUUAUAUAGUAAAGUAGGUUAUUUUAAACGCCGGCGAUAUAAAUAACUUUAUAGUUAUUUCCGUACCUAUGCUAUUAAUCUCGAGGGGUUAUCUUAACUUCACCGGAUGUGUAAGCGAGCUCACGGGCCCAACCUGAGAGAAUUUGCUAACACUAGCCCUAGCAAGAGCAGUGCUUCGCAGAAUCUAUCAUCGGAUCGGAAUCGCCACCCACUGAGAAGAUCCGGCGAGAAGCUCAGUGGGCUCAUGCACUGAUGCUGCAUUAGCGCCCAGAGGAAGUCUCGUCGCGAAUAGACUGACUUAAUCUCCUGGUAGUUCCAAAACAGAGUAAAUUUUUCUCAUGUUAGAGUUAUGAACUUAAAGUUGUAUUUAGAUUUGUCCAUUAGGUCUUAUUUCCUUCAGAUACAGAGCAAAACGCACUGGCAGCUUACAGCCGCUGAGAAAAAUCAAUUGCAAUAUUCCCGCCUUCCCGUCGGUUGUCAUAGCUACGCGUAAACAGUGUCGAGACGCGGUGCUCGGAAGUGCACGUUGCGCAGCUCAUUUUCGUAUUUGAUUUACCGAAAUAUUAUUGUGCAUUGUGUUGUGCUAUGGCCGAAGAAGGUGCCGCAACGCAGGGAGGCGCCGAAAAGGUGGUCCACACGUAUCCGUUAAUAAGACAUUCAGAUAUGUCUGAAGAGAUGCGGACGGAGGCAGUGGAACUCUCCGUGACGGCUUGCGAGAAAUUCGCACAGAACAAUGAGUUGGCCGCGAGAAUGGUCAAAGAGUCCAUGGACAAGAAGUUCGGUCCUGCCUUCCAUGUUGUCGUCGGCGAGAGUUACGGCUUCGAAAUCACGUACGAGUGCACAACCAUAUGUUACAUGUAUUUUGGCGGGAACCAAGCGAUUUGCAUAUGGAAGUGCUCGUAAGCUGUAACGUUUUUUGGAAACGUUUCUGUGACAUUAUUUAAGGAGAGAGUUUAUUUUGUGUCGAAUAAGGUACGAUUCAUUUUAAUUAUUGUAAAUACUUUCAUGAAUUCUCUUGAUAAACGGAAAUAAAGAUUAUUUACGAAAUCAACAGGGGAUAUACUUAAUGGUGUAGAUUUUAUUUUGUUAGAUUUAAUGAAAAGAUUUAAAGCUAUUUUUAAUCUGUAACUUAAAUAUUUCUGUGUAUGUGUAAACAUAACAAUUGUAAUAUAAAUGUUUUUUAAUGAUAUACAUAUAUCUAUUUAGUAAUAAAGCUAUAGAUUUAUUUUUUAUUAUUUUAAAUGUAAUUUACUCCAAUAUACUUUAUUCUCUGUAAUUAAUAUAUUUAUUAAAACAGUCAA
Bombyx mori (domestic silkworm) is the source of this 1353-nucleotide messenger RNA. RefSeq names its product dynein axonemal light chain 4. Bases 638 to 955 code for a protein of 105 amino acids. The record is from RefSeq and is a predicted model, not a curated record. Gene Ontology annotation, biological process: microtubule-based process. NCBI's taxonomy places the organism in Eukaryota, Metazoa, Arthropoda, Insecta, Lepidoptera, Bombycidae. The transcript has 2 exons. Gene Ontology annotation, cellular component: dynein complex.